This is a messenger RNA of Rotaria sordida, 3144 nucleotides long. The record is from the annotation of a GenBank genome assembly. NCBI's taxonomy places the organism in Eukaryota, Metazoa, Rotifera, Eurotatoria, Philodinida, Philodinidae.
AUGAAUCAAACAAACGUUGGUCUUUUUGAUUUACCUAAUGAAAUAUUACUUAUCAUUUUAAAAAAGCUCGAUAAUAUGGAUGUUCUUUAUUCAUUGUUGGAUGUUGAUAAUCAACGACUUGACAUUCUAGCACAAGAAAAUACUUUCACUAAUACUCUCAAUUUUGUAUUAACAACAUUAACUAAUGAUAUUUUCACCCUCACACCUACAAUAAUUAAUCGAUUUUGCACAUAUAUUUUGCCAAGAAUUCAUCACAAUGUUAAAUCUCUUAUUCUUGAUUCAGUAUCUAUGGAACGUAUUCUUCUUGCUGCCGAUUAUCCUAAUUUAACUGAACUUAAACUGUUUAAUUUUAAUGGUAAAAUUGUUUCAUAUUGUUUUACAGAUGCAUCACCAUAUGGACGUAUUUUUCAACGACAAAUUACAGAUCUUAUUCUUGUAUUCGAAAAAUAUUUUAAUGACAUAUCAGGAAAAAAUUAUACAACAGAUGUGUAUGAAUAUAUUUUGAAAUCCUUCGAAAAUCUAAAACAUUUAUCUAUUAUUGGAUCAUAUAUUCAAGACAUUCCACCUUUGGUACUUUGUAAUUUACCUUUAACUACCUUCUUCUCUUCAACUCUUAACAAAUUAUGUAUUCGUGUGGGAAGUUUUGAAGAUUGUCUUGCUUUACUUGAUGGUCGUCUUAAAAAACUAACAACCUUAAUUGUUGUUAUUAAUGAUAUGGAAUAUGAUUCAUCAAAUGUUUACAAUACAGAUGAUCUACCUAAUUUAAAAUGUUUUUCUUUAACAACAUCUUUUUGCUUAACUGAUAUAUAUGAUGCUCAAAUUCCACGUCUUUUUCGUCGUAUGUCAAAUCUUGAAGAAUUAACUUUGUACAUAACUAUCGAGGACCGAACUACAUUUAUCGAUGGUACCGAUAUUUAUAAUGAAAUUCUUGUUCAUAUGCCACGACUUCAUUUAUUUAACUUUUGUAUUUGUACCGACACUAAAAAGGAUCUUUUAGCUCAUCAUUUAUCUAAAGAUGAUAUUCAACAAACUCUUAGUAACAUAAAAUAUCAACAAAUGGAUUGUAUUGUAAACUACCGAUAUUCUACUGCCAUAUGUUAUGUCUUUUCAUUACCAUUCAUGUUUGAAAUUCUCAGAUUUAUUGGUAAUACAUUUCCAACUAUUGUUUUCAGUCAUGUUAGAAGUUUAUCGGUGAAAGAUGAUGUUCCAUUCAAAGAUGAAUUUUUCUGUCGAAUUGCUUGGUCUUUUCCUUUACUUGAAAAAUUAUGUGUUAUUAAUAUUAUACCACAAUCAUCAAUAUCAGAUAAACAGACGUCUAAUGAUAAUCAAUUGCAUUCAAUUGUUAAAUAUCCUUAUCUUAUUUCGCUUCGUCUUCUGAAUGUUCAUAUUGAUUAUGUCGAGCAAUUUCUCAAUGAGACAAAAACACAUCUACCUCGUCUAACCAAAUUAACAGUCAAUUAUAGUCAAUUAAAAAUUGUCACAAAAAAAUUUAAAAGAGAUACAACACGACUUAAUUGUAUCCAAAUACAAGAAUUAUAUAUCAAUGAAACAAUAAUACAACAUAAAAAAAAUUUCUAUGUUUAUUUUCCACUCUUUUCCAUCUCAUCGAAUAUUCGUCAAUAUCGCUAUAUUGAAAGUCAAACACCCCAUUCACCAUCAAGUCAUUAUAUAAUUAAUCUUCAUUCUUGGAAAUUAACUCAUCAACCACGCGAACCCACUCUUCAUUGGAGUUCUCGGUUUCGUCAGCAACAACAACAACAAUUUGAAACAGAAGAACAAGAAGAAAAUCAAUCAAGUGAAAAUUGGGAUUCGUGGUUCCAACAACAUCAAUCAUCUUUGCUUCUUCCAUUUUCUCAACAUCAACUUUAUUUUCUUGAUCAUUCUCGUCUUACAUCAAUGCCUAAACGUCCAAGAGAAUCUUCAUCACCUAUUCAUAUAUCAAAUAAACGCGAAAAAUAUUCACUGUUCGAAACUAAUCUUCCAAAACGCACAUGGAUCAAUACAAACUAUGAAGAACGUUUAAUUAGAAGUCGUUAUUAUCAUUUUAAUUUUCAUAUAAUGAGCUAUAAUAUUCUUGCUCAAAGAUUAAUUGAAGAUAAUCCAUCUUUAUACGAUAAUUGUCUAGAAAGUAAUCUUGAAUGGCAUCGACGAAAAGAACGUUUAUUAAGGGAAAUAUUAAAACAAGACGCUGAUAUUAUUUGUUUACAAGAAAUGCAAAAAGAUCAUUAUAAACACGAUUUUCGACCAAAAAUGGUUGAUCAUGGAUAUAAUUCAAUUUAUAUAAAACGUUCUGGUGAUAAAUCAGAUGGAUGUUGUCUAUUUUAUAAAACGGACCGACUAAAAUUAAUCGCCAGUAAAACAGUACCAUUCUAUCAGAAGAAUAUUCAAUUAUUAGACAGAGACAACUGUGGUUUAAUUGCUCUAUUUCAACCAAUUACACCAAAUGCUACAUCAGACGAUUUAUUUUGUGUUGCUACAACUCAUCUACUCUUUUCACCAAAACGUGGUGAUAUCAAAUUAGCUCAAAUACAAUAUUUUCUUGCUGAAAUCGAUCAAUUAUCAGUUAAAGAUUCUACUUUAAAUUCUUAUUAUCCCAUUAUUGUCUGUGGAGAUUUUAAUGCACAACCUCAAUCUCCACUUUCAAAAUUUCUAAUCAAUGGGCAUAUUAAAUAUGAUACAUAUCGUUGUAUUGAAAUCUCUGGUCAAAUUCCAGAAUCAAUUGUUAAUAAUCGUUUUUCUUUUCAACUUCCAUCAAAUGAACUUCUACCAUCAUCAUUUGUGACUUCUGAUUGUCGUUUUCCAAAAGAGAUUUCAUCAAACAAAAAAGAUCAACUUAUUUUUCAAACAUAUAUGAAUCGAACAUCAUCAGCGAUAUUAACACAUAAUAAAAAAUUUAAUUCAGUUUAUGAUUUAAAUGAUUUAUCCGAAGUCACAACAUGUAUUGGUAAUGAAUCAAAUUUAGUUGAUUAUAUAUUUUAUACAAAAAAGGAUAAUGAUCGACAUAGAUUAAAUUUAUUAAGUCGAUAUGAUUUAUAUCAACAAAAUCAAUUGUUAAAUCUUCAUUUACCAAAUCAUCAAUUUGCAUCGGACCAUUUUUUGUUAGCAGCUAAAUUUGCUUUAAAAUUGAAAAAGAAAAAAAAAUAA